AUGAAUAGCUCCAUGACAUCAGUUACUACCACAUCUCUGCCGACGCCGGCCCACAGCGUCAACGCCUGCGACUCCUCUCACGAUAUCAACAUGACUGACGCCGACUCGCCCAACAAGCGCAAGCGUCAACUCGACGACAUGGGCGACCAAGAGCACAAGAAAACACACCUCGAGGAUCCUCGCAGACUGGGUAUUGAAAACCUACAUUUGGAUGUCGGCCCCAAAUACCUUCUCUUGAGAACUCCCCGUUCUGCCGCUUCUCCUCGCACUUCAGAUGACCUCUUUGAGAGAUUCGGCCUGGCCGACAUUGUUGCCGAGGUUGCACGGACAAAGCCGAAUGGCGAGAAGAACGCCCUCAGAAAGACCUUCAAGGGCCAGAUCAAGAGCCUUGGUAUCAGCGGCUCCUUCGACCCCGUACGCAAGGAAUCUGAUGACCCCGAGGGCUUCAAGCACAUGGUCACCGCACCCGACGACGGUUGGUAUGUUCACGAGGUCAUGGGCAAGGAGAUCCAGAAGGGCUUUUCAGAUCAGGUCUUGAACAGCCUGUCGCGAGCAAUGACCAUGGCCAAAGGUCCCGUCUCGAAGCAGAUCUGGGACAGUUCCGUUCUUGGCGAUCUAGCACCUGGUGUUGCUAAGAAGGCCAAGGAUGACGUCUCGAAGCAAGCUGCACCCAGCACUCCGGCGGCAGUAGCAGCAAUAGGCGCAAGUACGGUAAAGCCAAACAAGCUUCAAGUGCCGCAAGCAGAUCGCAACCGACGGCUCGGCAAGAAGCGAAGUUAUCAGGACAGCAGUUUUGAGGGGUACAGCGACGGCUUCCCUGAUGACGAUCAAGGUGCAGAGACUGGCUACUCGACGGGAGACGGUGACGACCGGUCGGCAAAGAAGCGGAGAAAACAGAAUUCCGGCAUCGUCUCGUCAUUGGGCGCAGGCAUACGCCAGGCGGUACGAUAA
Truncatella angustata is the source of this 951-nucleotide messenger RNA. Its product is annotated as Rox3 mediator complex subunit-domain-containing protein. NCBI's taxonomy places the organism in Eukaryota, Fungi, Ascomycota, Sordariomycetes, Amphisphaeriales, Sporocadaceae. The record is from RefSeq and is a predicted model, not a curated record. Bases 1 to 951 code for a protein of 316 amino acids. Gene Ontology annotation, molecular function: transcription coregulator activity. The transcript has 3 exons. Gene Ontology annotation, cellular component: mediator complex. Gene Ontology annotation, biological process: regulation of transcription by RNA polymerase II.